UCUUCAGAACUUAAUGAGGUUGACAGCGACAAGGACUAUGCUUCUGAAGACAGUGCUGACAAUGAUGAUGGCUUUAGUGAGAUUUUGACCAAAAGACUUGGCGAGUCGGCAGGCGAGAAGAGAACUUCCGUUGCUCAAGAAAUCCUACAAACUGAGACGGAAUACAUGGAGAUGUUGAACAUCGUACAGAAGGAAUUCAAGUCACCUCUUAACGCUGCACUCAARUCCAAUAGAGCKAUUAUUAGUUUACCGAACAUUAAAGCACUGUUUGACGACAUGGAGACUUUGUUUGAUAUCAGUAGCGUAAUGCUUAAUGAAUUAUCAAAACGUCUUCAGAAAAACAAGUGGAAUUCACACCAGUGCCUUGGCGAUAUUUUCAUGAAGUUCACGACGACAUCACGAGCAUAUACGAACUUUUUGAAUAACUAYCCRAUAACACUGACGACAUUACAACGAUGUAAAGAGCAAAACCCGCAGUUCCGAUCAUUUCUAAGCAGGCACGAGAAACAGCCGAAUACAAAAAUGAUGAGUUUUGCAGAAUUUCUACUUCUACCAGGUCAAAGGGUCAAAAGCUACGUGGAUCUGCUGCAAAGAUUUCUACGUCAUACACCGAAAGAUCACGUGGACAGGAAGCUAUUGUUCGAAGCUAUUAACAAAAUACAAGAUCUAGCUGACAUUUUUAAGCAGUAUGAGGAACGUCUUACUAGAGAAAAAUUCCUCCAGCGUCUACAAACUACUAUCGGCAACUGUCCGGUUUUGUCAGAGAAAGGGCGCCAUUUUAUUUGCUCUGAAGAUUUUGCAUUGCUCUCCUCMCCAACUACUGGUAAACAGGUCAAACCUGAAUACAGGUAUUGUAAUCGCUUUAGCAGCGAGAGUAGUACGUAG
Messenger RNA from Exaiptasia diaphana, 885 nucleotides. Its product is annotated as epithelial cell-transforming sequence 2 oncogene-like. Lineage: Eukaryota; Metazoa; Cnidaria; Anthozoa; Actiniaria; Aiptasiidae. Gene Ontology annotation, molecular function: guanyl-nucleotide exchange factor activity. The annotation marks the transcript as partial. The transcript has 10 exons. The record is from RefSeq and is a predicted model, not a curated record.